Messenger RNA from Camelina sativa (false flax), 611 nucleotides. RefSeq names its product em-like protein GEA6. Lineage: Eukaryota; Viridiplantae; Streptophyta; Magnoliopsida; Brassicales; Brassicaceae. Gene Ontology annotation, biological process: response to abscisic acid. Gene Ontology annotation, cellular component: cytosol. The record is from RefSeq and is a predicted model, not a curated record.
GCUCCUCGAGCCUUUCUUCCUAUCAUCAUCAUCAAAGUCCUUGCGAGUUUGUUUGGUUUUUCUAGCGUUUAAAUAAACUUGUGUUUUUAAGUAAGUAUAGUGCAAUGGCGUCUCAUCAAGAGAAGAAGCAGCUGGACGAGAGGGCAAAGAAGGGAGAGACUGUUGUACCAGGUGGCACCGGAGGCAAAAGCUUCGAAGCUCAACAACAUCUCGCUGAAGGGAGGAGCCGAGGAGGGAAAACUCGGAAGGAGCAGUUAGGAACUGAAGGAUAUCAGGAGAUGGGACGCAAAGGCGGACUUAGCACUGGAGACAAGCCUGGUGGGGAAAACGCUGAGGAUGAAGGAGUCGAGAUAGACGAAUCCAAAUUCAGGACCAAGACCUAAUUAAAUCGAAGCUUCCCACGGUUGUAAUAUUAUAAUCCGGUUUAUAAACUUUCCAUCUAGUUAUACGUACGUUAUGUUUAGUUUCCUGUCGUACGUAAGUUCUUUGUUUAUUUUGCGGGAUGAUGAUGGCCAUGUGUACUUUUUCGUCUACGUAAAAGUUGUUUCGUUUGUUUUCCGGUAGCCAAUGUUUUGUCUCGUCUUUAAUAGUAAGUUAAAGAUUGUGGGAUA